This is a messenger RNA of Moesziomyces aphidis, 1140 nucleotides long. Lineage: Eukaryota; Fungi; Basidiomycota; Ustilaginomycetes; Ustilaginales; Ustilaginaceae. The record is from the annotation of a GenBank genome assembly.
AUGGCUUCCAACGGUAUCGGCAUCGCCAACCUGCCUAAUCAGCGCCACAAGAUUGUGGCCAAGGCAGGCGGCCACUUUACGCUCAUGGUGGUGGGUGAGAGCGGCGUGGGCAAGACGACGCUCAUCAACACGCUCUUCAGCACCGAGCUCGCCACGGGCAAGGACCACUCGCGCCGCCACACCAAGCAGCUCGACAAGACGGUGGAGAUCGACAUUAUCAAGGCCGAGCUCGAGGAGAAGCAGUUCAAGGUGAAGCUCACCGUCAUCGACACGCCCGGCUUUGGCGACUACGUCAACAACCGCGACUCGUGGACGCCCAUCGUCGACUUUAUCGACGACCAGCACGAGCUGUACAUGCGCCAGGAGCAGCAGCCCGAGCGACGCGAAAAGACCGACCUGCGCGUCCACGCAUGCCUCUACUUCAUCCGCCCCACCGGCCACACGCUCAAGCCGCUCGACAUUGAGACGAUGAAGCGUCUGGGCACGCGCGUCAACCUCAUCCCCGUGGUGGCCAAGGCGGACACGCUGACGCAGGCGGAUCUGGCGACGUUCAAGCAGCGCAUCCGCGAGGUGAUUGCGACGCAGAACAUCCGCACCUACUCGCCGCCGCUCGAGGUGGAUGAUGCGGCGAGCGCCGAGCACGCAAAGCAGCUUAUGAGCGCCAUGCCCUUCUCGAUCAUCGGCAGCACCGAAGACGUGCGCGCGCCCGACGGCCGCGUGGUCAAGGGUCGCGAGUACCUGUGGGGUGUGGCCGAGGUCGAAAACGAAGAGCACUGCGAUUUCAAGAAGCUGCGCUCGCUGCUCAUCCGCACGCACAUGCUCGACCUCAUCCACACCACCGAGGAGCAGCACUACGAGCACUACCGCCAGGCGCAGAUGGAGACGCGUAAGUUUGGCGAGCCCAAGGUGAAGAAGCUCGACAACCCCAAGUUCAAGGAGGAGGAGGAGAUGCUGCGCAAGCGCUUCACCGAGCAGGUCAAGCUCGAGGAGGCGCGCUUCCGACAGUGGGAGCAGCACCUCAUCGCCGAGCGCGACCGCCUCAACAAGGACCUCGAGACUGCACACAGCACCGUCAAGGCGCUCGAAGCCGAGCUUGAUGCUUUGCAAAACGGCUACGGUCGCGGCUCCCAGAGGCGCUAG